This is a messenger RNA of Castor canadensis (American beaver), 2082 nucleotides long. RefSeq names its product autophagy related 4D cysteine peptidase (gene Atg4d). Lineage: Eukaryota; Metazoa; Chordata; Mammalia; Rodentia; Castoridae. Gene Ontology annotation, cellular component: cytoplasm. Gene Ontology annotation, molecular function: protein-phosphatidylethanolamide deconjugating activity; cysteine-type endopeptidase activity. Gene Ontology annotation, biological process: autophagosome assembly; protein processing; piecemeal microautophagy of the nucleus. The record is from RefSeq and is a predicted model, not a curated record.
UGGCGGGGGCCUGGGCUGUGCGAUAAGGCGGGCGUGGGAGGCGGCGCUUGGUGUCUCGGUCCCCGCGCGGAGACUCGGGAGCGGGGCUGGGGUCCCCCACUGAGAGUCGGGGCGGAGCGUCCGGCCGAGUCACACCCGCCUCCAUCCGGGGGCCUGGGCCGCCAAGAUGGCGGUGGCGGUGUCCGCGGUGGCGGCAGUGGUGGCUGCGGCCGGUGCAGGGCGCGGGAGCCCGGCGCUGGGGACCGAAUAGCGCCCCCCGUGGACCCCGCGUCCUGGCCGCGGGGCGCCCUGGGCACGGCAGCCACAGCUCCCCACGCCGGCGCCCCGCUCCGCCCUCCCGGCGCGUCCAUGAACUCGGUGUCGCCGGCCGCCGCGCAGUACCGGAGCGGGAGCCCGGAGGACGCGCGCCGGCCCGAGGCCCGCAGGCCGCGGGGAUCCCGGAUCCCGGAUCCUAACGGCCUGGGGCCCUCUGGAGCCAGCGGCCCGGCUCUUGGCUCGUCCGGGGCCGCCCUGGUGGAGCCGGACGAAGUGGAUAAGUUCAAGGCCAAGUUGCUGACCGCCUGGAACAACGUCAAGUAUGGCUGGGCAGUUAAAAGCCGGACCAGCUUCAGCAAGAUCUCUAGCAUUCACCUCUGCGGCCGCCGCUACCGUUUUGAGGGUGAGGGUGACAUCCAGCGUUUCCAGAGGGACUUUGUGUCCCGCCUGUGGCUCACCUACCGCCGGGACUUCCCACCCUUGGCUGGAGGCUGCCUGACCUCAGACUGUGGCUGGGGAUGUAUGUUACGCAGUGGCCAGAUGAUGCUGGCUCAGGGCCUGCUCCUACAUUUUCUGCCCAGAGACUGGACAUGGGCAGAGGGCACAGGCCUGGCGUCCCCUGAGGUGUCAGGGUCAGCCUCUCCCAGUUGGUACCUUGGGCCUGCCCACCGGAUGUCCCCACGCUGGGCUCAGGGGACAUCUGAACUAGAGCAGGAGCGCCGGCAUCGGCAGAUUGUGUCCUGGUUUGCUGAUCACCCUCGGGCCCCCUUUGGUCUACACCGGCUGGUGGAACUUGGGCAGAGCUCAGGCAAGAAGGCCGGAGACUGGUAUGGGCCAUCGCUCGUGGCACACAUCCUCAGGAAAGCCGUGGAGAGCUGCAAUGAGGUCACCAGGCUGGUGGUGUAUGUUUCUCAGGACUGCACGGUAUACAAGGCAGAUGUGGCUCGCCUGGUGGCCAGGCCAGAUCCAACAGCCGAGUGGAAGUCUGUUGUCAUCCUGGUGCCGAUGCGUCUGGGUGGCGAGACUCUCAACCCCGUGUAUGUGCCGUGCGUGAAGGAGUUGCUGCGGUCAGAACUAUGCCUGGGCAUCAUGGGUGGCAAACCCCGGCACUCACUCUACUUCAUUGGCUACCAGGAUGACUUCCUGCUCUACCUGGAUCCCCACUAUUGUCAGCCCACUGUGGAUGUCAGCCAGGCUGACUUCCCCCUAGAGUCUUUCCAUUGCACCUCACCCCGCAAAAUGGCCUUCACCAAGAUGGACCCAAGCUGUACUGUGGGGUUCUAUGCUGGAGACAGGAAGGAGUUUGAGACGCUCUGCUCUGAGCUGACCAGGGUCCUCAGCUCCUCCUCCGCCACCGAGCGCUACCCCAUGUUCACCUUGGCCGAGGGCCACGCUCAGGACCACAGCCUGGAUGACCUCUGCACCCAGCUGUCCCAGCCCACGCUGCGGCUCCCUCGCACCGGGCGCCUCCUCAAGGCCAAACGGCCAAGUUCUGAAGACUUUGUGUUUUUAUAACGGGAGGGGACGGGGGAGAUGCCUAUUUAUUUUUUUAUUUAUGCCGCACUGGGCGUGGUAAUGGGAUUUCCCACUUUCGUAUCCGCGCAAGCCCAGCUGAGACCAGUCUAGGGCCCCAGCUAGGGCCGAGCCCACCGCUGCCCGCUUCCCCCUGGUCCCGCCCACCCGGACAGAGGGAUGGAGGCCGGGGCACCCACUCAGGGCCUGACCUACGUACUGUAGCUCACACUGGACCGGCUGCGCCCCACGCCGCCCCGAAGCCUCUUUCCUGAGGGGCCUGGGGCGCCAGGGCUAAUAAAGCUGCUGGACUUG